This is a messenger RNA of Fusarium falciforme, 648 nucleotides long. RefSeq lists its product as hypothetical. The transcript has a single exon. Bases 16 to 648 code for a protein of 210 amino acids. The record is from RefSeq and is a predicted model, not a curated record. Lineage: Eukaryota; Fungi; Ascomycota; Sordariomycetes; Hypocreales; Nectriaceae.
CUCCUCCCCGAGGACAUGGACUGGAGUCAAGUCCAGGAGCAUUCCCGCCAUGCUCCGAAGCAGGAAUCUGUACUUCACUCGCCCGGCGCUUACGACUCCAAAUCAUCCGUCGCUGGCGCGCCGUCAACUAAGAAGAAAACCUCUGUGUCCUCUAGAACGGAAUCAUCAACGACUAUCAAAACUGGGAGCUCUGACCCUGAUAUCAGUCAAGUGUUGAUGAGGCCCUAUAGAACGUUUGUUGAUGUCCAGGAGAUGCUGGAUGCAAAGGAGCAGAUGUUCAAGAACCAAGACAAAGCUGUCUUUGAAUUGUUCGGUCGAGUCGUCUACUCCAGCCGCGAGAAUUUCCAGAAGAAGCAAUAUUUUCAAUUCCGAAGCCUCCUCAAAGAACAACCACCAUACAUCAACGGAACUCUUAUCCAUUGGGAGGUAGGGAGUCCCCGGGAUAUCGCCGCCCAGGACUUCUUGAAGAAACGGCCCUCACACGCCAAAUGCUUUUGUCGAUGCAAGCUGAAGCAAGACCCCCGUGCCAAGACUGGCUGGGUUGUCAUCGUGCUUGAGAUUCGACAGUCCGGCUGGAAGGAGAUCCAAAAGGUGAUGGACACACUCGGGAGAAAGGAUCUGGACCAGCCAAGCUCGUCUGGUAACUAG